CUGAGCUUACGUCUUCAAUAUGGAUUUAAAAGCUGUUGUUGUUUCUGGAGAAGCAUCAGAAUCUGAUGAUGAUAAUGGAAGCAUUGUUACCGAUACAGGAUUUCCUUCUGUACAAACAUCUAAGUAUUGUGGUACUAUAAUUUCUGGGGAAGCUUCAGAAUCUGAUGAUGAUGGGACAAGUUUCAGUAGUGUCGUUGAAGCAGUCGAUGCUAUGGCUUGUAUGCCUUAUGCUGAAGUUAAAGUCCAAAAAUCCAAAACAUCUUCUAUAAAAUACAAUAGUUUACUUCAUAAGAAAUUACAUGAAUGUAAUAAAAGAUUGGACAAAGACUUGACACAAAUGGUUGAAUCAACAGUUGACAAUGCCAUUCAAGAAUUAUCAACCGUUAAUCGGCAACUGUUAAAAAAUGAAUUGAUUCUUCAAGAAUCUGUUUGUCAAUUACGCAGCGCUUGCAACCGAACGAAAGAUGUUUUAAAUGCAUUACAGCAACUCGUAGAUGGCAAUUUUUUACAUUCAAUUAAAACUUAAUUUAUGUAAAUAUAUUUUCUUACAUAUUAUUAUUCAAAUAUAUAAUAGAU
Molecule: messenger RNA, 576 nt
Organism: Megachile rotundata (alfalfa leafcutting bee)
Lineage: Eukaryota; Metazoa; Arthropoda; Insecta; Hymenoptera; Megachilidae
Cellular component (GO): BLOC-1 complex
Source: RefSeq, a predicted model, not a curated record